CUCUCCCCCUUGCUCAGUGACUUCAUUUCCCAGCAUGCCCCGCGCGUUUUCUUCCCUCCCUCCUUCCUUCCUUCCUUCCUUCCUGCAGCCUCGGCCCUUCUGCCCUGAAAAAGGAAGAUGAGCAGCGGCGGGAGUCGAGCCUGAACCCAUCUGACUUCCAGCGGAAUGGCGGCGCGGCGGCUGCUGACGGACCGGAGCCCGAGCUCAGCUGCUGUUCCUCGGCCUUGAACCCCGUCGCGACCCCGCCGCCGGAGCCCGCUGGAGUCCCGCAGCCGCGGAGCCUGGAGGAGCGGCGGGAGGAGCUGCUGCAGCCUUCCGGGCCGGGCCGGGCAGAGCCGGGCCGAGCCGAGCCGCGCCAAGGCGAGCCGAGCCGAGCCGUCGUUUCCCGCCCAGCUGACGAUGCUCAGAUAGCCGAGGGAGUGAAGUCUCGACAGCACCGCACCCUGAAACCAGACCCUGUCCCCCUUCAGGCUGCAGCAUGGAGCGCUCCGGCAGCAUCCAGCUGGACAUCCCGGACUUCAGCAACUCCGUCCUGUCCCACCUGAACCAGCUGCGCGUUCAGGGCCGUCUGUGCGACAUCGUGGUCAACGUGCAGGGUCAGAGCUUCCGGGCGCACAAGGUCGUCCUCGCCGCCAGCUCGCCGUACUUCCGGGACCACAUGUCCCUGGGCCAGAUGAGCACCGUGUCGCUGACGGUGAUCCGCAACCCGUCGGUGUUCGAGCAGCUGCUGUCCUUCUGCUACACGGGACGCCUCUGCCUGCAGCUCGCCGACAUCAUCAGCUACCUGACGGCCGCCAGCUUCCUGCAGAUGCAGCACAUCAUCGACCGCUGCACUCAGAUCCUGGAGGGCAUCCACCUGAAGAUCAACCUGGCCGACCUGGACGAGGACCCCCGGGAGGAGGAAGGGACGCCGGCGGCGGCGGUGGCGGCGGCGGCGACGACGACUCGGGGCUCCAGGAACUGCAGGGCCCUGGAGCCCGUGGCGCGGGCAGGCAACCAUCACGCCGGCCUGCGGCUGCUCGCGGCGAGGGUCGGGGGAGCCGAGGCGCGCGAGGCCGUCAGCCCCGCCGAGGAGCCCCUCAGCCCGCCGCCGACCGUGGAGCACAGCGGGCUGGAGGGCCCCAGCGCCCCCGGCAGAGGGGGCAAGGAACCGAUCCUUCGCAUCAACCGGGCGGGUCAGUGGUACGUGGAGACCAACAGCGAGCCGGAGCGGUCCGGCAGCGCAGAGGAGGGCAGCGGCGGCGGCAUGGACCGCGUGAGGAUCAAAACGGAGAGGAUGGACGACUGGAUCGGAGCAGGGGAGCACCAGGAGGAGGGGGGGGCGAUGGACGAGGGGACCACCGUGAUGAUCGACACGUCGGGACGCAGCACGCUGGUGGCGGCGCCGGCGGGUCCGCGGGGGAACCGCAGCGCCCAACCGUCCUCCAGCUUCAGUGAGACGGACAGGUUCAGUCCCACUGGCAGCGUGGUCGUCCUGGCGGAGCGUCAAAGAGCAAAGAGCGAGUCGCCGGGCAGAGCAGACGAGCUGCGACAGCCAAGCUCCCAGGGGGAGGAGCACGCAUCCUUCGACAUGGGCGGCUACGAGGACUACCUGAGGGAGCAGGUGGGGGACCGCUGGUACCGCUACAACCCCCGGCUCACCUGCAUCUACUGCUGCAAGUCCUUCAACCAGAAAGGCAGCCUGGACCGCCACAUGCGGCUGCACAUGGGCAUCACGCCGUUCGUCUGCCGCAUCUGCGGCAAGAAGUACACGCGGAAGGACCAGCUGGAGUACCACAUCCGCAAGCACACCGGCAACAAGCCCUUCCACUGCCACGUGUGUGGCAAGAGCUUCCCCUUCCAGGCCAUCCUCAACCAGCACUUCCGCAAGAACCACCCGGGCUGCGCUCCACAGGAGGCCCACAGCGCCUCCCCCGAGACCACCACCGCCUCCGUCACGUCCAGGGGCGGGGCGCCGAGCGACGAGGCCUCCCCCAGCCAGGAGGAGCCCGAGGGCGGCGGGGGCCAGUACGGCGAGGGACCCCAGGCUUCGGUGUCCACCACGGGGCCCGAUUGAACCCCCCCCACCCUUCCUCCGAGGGUGGGAAAGGGGGAGGGUCUGAUCCCGUUGCACCUGAACCCGCCCGAAGUGGACCACAGAGAAGGACCGGAGAGUCCGCACUGAGAGGAUUUAAACCACAUCUACCUUCACUAACCAAACCGAACCGGUUCAAGCUACGACGAAGAAACGCCACACACCCCCCAACGACCUCACCGGCCGCGCCACCCUCGUCUUUACGUUACAGAUUUCUACUUUUAUAUUAUGUCACAGGUUCUGCUGGGAACUUUGCCAAACUACUCAGUGCCAGUCCAACAGUUUUAAAUCCUCAUGUUUGCCUUGAGACAAUCUGGAGCGGCAAGGUUCAUAAUAAUAAUAAUAAUAAUAAUGAUUAUCCCGCGCGCUCUUUUUAAUACAUCAGACUAGUAAAUAUUAUUCAGUGAUUUAAAAAAAACAAGAAGUGUUGUCAGAGCUUCUUUCCAAUCUAAAUCUCUUAUGACGCUCCGUGGAAGUAAAGUGCUGCCAGGUGUGUGUGUCUGGUACUAUAGAUUAGCUCACUUAUUGAUUCAUCUGCCGGUUAGUUUAUUGAUCAGUACAUCAAUCAUUUGGUCCGUAUGAUCUUCAGUUCGUUGUCUCAGCUCGUCUUCAGAAUUACCUUCUGUUUUUUAGCUGUGAUCAAACAAAUUUAUUACGUCAUCUUAUUGGACAUUUAAUCACUUUUGUUGUGAUUAUUAUUAUUAUUUUUUAUCAUUCACACGUUCCUUAAUCUAAAUACGUUAUAAAACAUAUUGCGACUUUAAAGUAGAGCUGCUGCUAAAUCACUAAAACUGAAGACUCUACAUAGAAUAGCGUCAAUAUCAAAGUUAAAAGCUGGAAAUGAAGUUGAGUGAAAGUCGUUUAAUCUAAAAAUGGACCACAUAUUUCGUCCUCUCGGCUCCUACCAGAGCUUUCGGCUGUCGCCUGUGGCCUCCUCCAGCCAAUCAGAGGUGCCCAGGUGUCACCUGAGCGCGUUAUCUCAGCACCUGUCCAACUAACCGGAGGACGGUCAUUGGUACCCAGCAGGAAGCUCCAGCGACGGAUCCGGAUGGAAGUGGAGAGCUCCGAUCACACCGAUCAAUUCAAAUGUUUCAGACUAUAAGUGUUGUUCUAGUUGACGGAACGGACUCACGGCAGGAAGCCUCAGAUAAGCUACACAGUUACCUCUCACCGCUACGCAAUACAGCUGCACCUCCGCCCGGGGGGGGCUCUGAUCCACACGGACCUCCGCCAGUCUUCUCAGAUAGUUUUAUAAACAAUUAUGUGUUUUGUUGUUUUUAUGAGUUUCUUGGACACUUUUUUUUUUUGCUCUGACAAUGUUUAAGAUGGAGGACAGAAAGUUCAGGACCGGAUCAGGAACCGUUUAUAACGCCUUAAAUCUGCUGCACCAAGAGAAAACACCCUCAAACUAAAGAGCAACAAGUCAAAGACAGGAUGCAUAACGCUAAGAUCAACCCGGGAUAAAAACACAAGAUAGCCACGAGAAAGGCCACUUAUGCUAAUAUUAGCUGGCAAGCUAGCAUAAUCUGAUCACUUAAUUAUGUUAAUUAACCAUAGACACACUCAUUUUUACCAAACUGUUGUGUCUCAGUCAUUAACGUUUGUGAGCUUAUAUGUUACUUAAAAUAACAGUUUAUCUUGUUUUCUUCAGACCAUUAACAUUAGCUCACUUAGUUAGCUGUUAACUUAGCAUUUAUGAUCAACGUGCCAGUGGUUCAAAGCGUAAACCUACUUCACUAAAACCUUUGCAGGCUGAGGGUUGACGUCUUUCUGAUGGAUAUCGGUGUUCUCUCUGUGUUGUUGGUCCAAGUUGUGUUCAGCUUAGCUUAGCUUAGCUCAAAACCUGCUAGCGCAGCCCCAAGUGUGGGGCUGUAUAUGUUGACACUAGCUAAUGCUAGCGGGCAGCUAACUUUUUCGCUGCACACGUGCAGCAGGUGUUACAGCGUCAUGGCGACAGGGUCAUUGAUCGCGGAACGACUGACGUCAGACCGGAUGGAUGUAGUAGCCAGGACAUGGAGCCGGACUAGAACUCAACCCCCCCCUACAAAGGUCAAAGGUCACAUGCCAGGGGACGGAUUGCGCGGGGGCGGCAUUGGAACUUCAGCACUUAACGGAGAACGAGGAUCAAAGGCAGAACUUUCUAUAGAAUCACAUAUUAGGCAUAUAUAAACUACGAAGAGGUUUUGGUGAACUUUAAUGUCAGAAUGCUGGUAGCACAUGGAUCGGCUGUUACUGUUUUUCUACACGGCUGUGAAUCCGAUUCUCAGCGGAUGGAUCUCUUUUUUUUAUGCAAGUGUGGCGCCGGCGGCUCCGUCCUCGCUGCGGCGGGACUCUGUGUUCUCUUCAGGCGAAACCCAGGAAGUAUCAGGUAUACAGACUCUUUUAUUCCGCCGACGGGGACGUUUACCUUUUCUCUACGUAGCAGGAUGCUAACGGCUAAAACCUCAGAGCGAGCUACGCGCCGCAGAAACUAAAGCUGUAAAUAAAGGCCGACACAGACACACAAACCAGGGAUGGGGCAAUGUGGAAUAAAUCGGUUGUCACGACGGCGCGAGGGUAGAGCGGCAACACGAAGCACCGCUCUCCGAUUGGCUGCCAGCCGUUCAAAUUUGUUUUGUGACGUCCAGUUUGUUUAAAGCUCUUUGGGAAUAUUCAAAAUCAUGAAAAUACUUUCGCCAAGAAAUCGCAAAUACUAAAAAAAUAGUACUCGUGUAUUUUACACCUGUAACCAAAUCCAUCAUUGGAGUGUAUCACUGCGUAGAGAACAUGGAGGUCUCCACCAACAUUUUUAACAGUUUAACUUGUUUAACUUUAGCAGCCAAAAUAUACAAGUGGAGAUUUACCUAAUAAUAAGAUUCUAAAAUUAACUUCUGAGGGAUUUCAUCAUUUUAUCCUUCAAACUGGAUUCAUAGAAAGUGUUAUACUCCACUUGGCAAACACACAAUUUGAAACCAAGUUUAUUUCAGUGGGAUUAAACAACCUGACGGUCCGAAACAUUUUCUGAUGAAUCGCAAAGAACCAACCGAUGGAGAUUAAGCUGCGUCUUUGUCCUUCUGUCGUAUCGACAACUGAGGACAAACAAAAGAAGCAAACAUAUUGCUCAACUCUAAAAACCAACACCAUUAAAAGCGUCAAACUAUUGAACCCAAAUUCAUUCUCCUGAAUUUUCAAACGCACUUCAAGAUGGAUCGUGAUCUGUUUCUACUGGUCCAGAACGCCAAAUGUCCUCAGUGGUGUUGGUUCAUCAACCCGGUUCAUUUCAGUCGGGUCUGUCUAGUCUGGUUGAUUCAAAUCUAGUUCAGUUCAGUCUAGUCUGGAGGAAUCUAUAAAGGAGGAGAAGUAGGGCCCGAGUUCAGGUCCGAUGGACCUUCAUGGUUUUAUUAAAAAAAACAUAAGAAUAUAGAUAGAUAUUUACUGUGAAGUCAUUUCUUUUAUUCUGUUCAGUAAGAAUCAAACUUACACGUGGCACCUGCUCAGAAUCUAUAAAUUAGGAAUAAAGAGUUUAAAGGAUCCAACUUCUCCUCCUUGAUGGUUCUUCAGUUUCAGUCAAACUGUGAAAACAGCACAACCUCAUCAUCAUCAUCCUCAUCUUCGUUCUCCUCUUCAUCACCCUCUGGUCCUCAUGGUGUGUCUCGAGGCUCCUUUUUGCUUCACAACCAGGUUUCAUGGUUCUUCAGCUUCUGUUUGUUAUUUUAUUAUAUCCAAUAACAUGCCUAAUUAUGAAUCAAAUCAUUUAGACGUACUGUAUACUCACUUAAUGAGAUUACUCUUU
Pungitius pungitius (ninespine stickleback) is the source of this 5846-nucleotide messenger RNA. RefSeq names its product zinc finger and BTB domain containing 37 (gene zbtb37). The record is from RefSeq and is a predicted model, not a curated record. The coding region runs from base 479 to 2056 and encodes 525 amino acids. Gene Ontology annotation, molecular function: DNA-binding transcription factor activity, RNA polymerase II-specific; protein binding; RNA polymerase II cis-regulatory region sequence-specific DNA binding. The transcript has 4 exons. Gene Ontology annotation, biological process: regulation of transcription by RNA polymerase II. NCBI's taxonomy places the organism in Eukaryota, Metazoa, Chordata, Actinopteri, Perciformes, Gasterosteidae.